This is a messenger RNA of Amphimedon queenslandica, 661 nucleotides long. RefSeq names its product protein ANTAGONIST OF LIKE HETEROCHROMATIN PROTEIN 1-like. The transcript has 4 exons. NCBI's taxonomy places the organism in Eukaryota, Metazoa, Porifera, Demospongiae, Haplosclerida, Niphatidae. The annotation marks the transcript as partial. The record is from RefSeq and is a predicted model, not a curated record.
UUAGCAAAUCUUAACCACACCUUGCAUAACAUGGCUACCACCAGCUCAAGUGAAGAUGAACUGACAAUUGCCCUUGUUUCUGCGAUUGUACAUCGUCGGAGGAGAAGAAAGCGACCCAAAAAGUUUUGGGUUCGUCCUAUAUUCAGAAGAAGGGUGGAGCAGGGUGAGUAUAACAACUUGCUGCAAGAGAUGAGGCUAUCCGACACAGAUAGCCACUUCAGGUAUUUAAGAAUGUCCCGAGAAAAGUUCGAUUUUCUACUAUCACAAGUUGCACCAUCUUUGAAGAGGAGACACUAUACAAGUUCAAUACGACCCAACAUCAGUCCAGCAGAAAAAUUAACCCUCACUCUCAGAUUUUUAGCUGCAGGUGUAUCACAGGCUUCACUGUCAUUUAGCUUCAGAAUUAGUUCUGCCAGUGUUUGCAAUAUAGUGUACGAGACAUGUGAAGCAAUUUGGUCAGCACUGCAACCAAUGUAUGUAACAGCACCAACAUCUAAGGAAGACUGGUUGAAAAUUAGCAAAGAGUUCGAACAACUAUGGAAUUUUCCUCAUUGUAUUGGUGCCAUUGACGGGAAGCAUGUUGUCAUACAGGCCCCACCCAAUGCUGGUUCGGAAUAUUAUAAUUAUAAGGGGACACAUUCUAUUGUCCUCUUAGCUGUUU